Messenger RNA from Bubalus bubalis (water buffalo), 3517 nucleotides. It is a transcript of the gene TOMM7, whose product is annotated as translocase of outer mitochondrial membrane 7. Bases 676 to 1086 code for a protein of 136 amino acids. Gene Ontology annotation, biological process: protein import into mitochondrial matrix. The record is from RefSeq and is a predicted model, not a curated record. Lineage: Eukaryota; Metazoa; Chordata; Mammalia; Artiodactyla; Bovidae. Gene Ontology annotation, cellular component: mitochondrial outer membrane translocase complex. The transcript is spliced from 3 exons.
AAGGCCAGGCCCCACUCCCAAUUAAUCAUAAUUGGUAGGAGUUGGCCCCCAGUAGGAGUGAGCCUUUUAAUCUCCUCACUGAUUCUAUUGUGCAGCCAUGGGUGAGGAUCACUGCAAUUCUAAACGAACGAGGGCAAGAGGGGUGCUGACUGCAAUGAAAUUCGCCAACUUCUCUGAAAACGUCCUGAUUUUCAUGCGAACUUUCCCAAACUUUAAAAUGCUGACAAGUAAUUUAAAAUGUAAAAAUAAACAACCAAAUACUUUGGGAGUCAAAGAAGACAUGGAUAGACGCUCUGUUGGGUGUCAGUUUGUGAUCUUCCUUGCAGAUCAACCUUCAGUUUGAAGAAACAAACUGAUAAAGAGGGAAGUUAAAUAACUUGACCAAGAAUACACGGCAAGUGAGAAUAAAAGUUGGGACUAAUAUUCAAUGUUCCUUCUCUGUUAGAUAAAAAACACUUGGAGAUAAACUUUGAAGAGUGGGUGCGGCUGUAGGAAGAGAAAGGGCGUUCCGGGCAGAAGGAAUCUCCUGAACAUUGCCCCAGGCAUCCAGCAAUCAAGGAAACCUGGCUGUUCCUAAAUAGUGCAGAGGGAAUUUGGACCUCCUAACGAAGAGAAUCAACAACGCAUGCGCUUUCCACAGGCGGGGCCGCGGAGGGGCGAGGCAGGUUAAGGACGAUGAAUUGCGACCUUCGUUUGGCGACGCUCACGACUCCUGCCGUAAAGGCCGGUGUGGCGCGUGCGCGUCUCCUUUCGUGCAGAUUCCAGACGCGUUUGCUGUUUUCUCACGGGUGUCGCCAGCGCUGUCGCAAUGGUGAAGCUGAGCAAAGAGGCCAAGCAGAGGCUGCAGCAGCUUUUCAAGGGAGGACAAUUUGCCAUCCGCUGGGGUUUUAUUCCUCUCGUGAUUUACCUGGGUCAAGGUUUUACGCGCGGGGAAACCGAGGCAUAGAACAGUUUUGUUCUUCGCUGAAGGCCACACAGCUGUCAAAUGGGGGAGCUAUGAACUCAAGCAGUGGGCCUCCAAGGCCCAUACUCUUAACCACCAUGCUGUAUUGCGGAAAUUUGAAAGUGGUGUCAUGUCUUUUGUAAGACGCGGUGCAUUCACUCAGCCUUGACGGAGCGUUUGAUUAUGCUGGAUAUUCCGUAGGCAAUUGUGGCUCCCAUUUCCCCAUGACUUGCAAGCCAACUAAUAACCUGGAGAUACUAAAGAAUGCAGGGCUUAAAAAGACCCGAUUCCUCCCUUAUUUUGAACUCAUUUUGGGGGGGGGGGGGCUGGGUUUGGCUGCACCUUGGUCAUGUGAAACUUCCGCUACCAGAUACUGAACCUGCGCUCCCUGCAGUGGGAGAGCGCAUUCUUCACCGCUUCCGGACUACCCGGGAAGUCCCUACAACACAUUUUUUGAAAACGACUUACCUAUUUGGCUGUGCCAGUUCUUAGUCGCAGCAUGUAGGAUCUAGUUCCUUGACCAGGGAUGGAUCCCUGGCCCCUUGCUUUGGGAGCAGAGAGUCAGCCAGUGCACCACCAGGGAAGUACUGCAAUUUUAAAAGAAGCAUUAAUUCCCCAGAUUUUAGUAACUCUGUGUAGGUAUUGAAAAUUAGAGCAAGUAAUUAGCCUGCUUUUACAGGCUGUUAUUCCCCUCUUUCUCCCUAACUGUCCUCUUCCCCAGCCUUCGCUUAACUGUACAAGGGCCCAGUUUUGCUAGGCAAACACUGGGAGGAGCUGUUCUUCUAUCUAGCUAAGGAAGGAAGUUAAGGGGUCUUUAAUUCUUCCCCUUCUUUAUUCUGUGUCGUUUUUCUACUGUUGUGUAUGUUGAGUCCCAUUUUAGUCUGCUCCUGCUUUCUUUGUCCGUGUGGAUUCUUUGCUCUUCUAUAAGUCUUUUUCAGGUACCUUUUCUCCUCUCCUUUUUGAAAUUCCUUUUCUGUUGCCAGAAAGCUGCAGCUGGUAGUUAAAAUCUGUAUGAGGAGGGUUUUGGUCUGAAGAGUAGACAAUGCUUUUCUUUUCCACUCUAGAAUUAUUUUCCUUUUUGUGCACACUGGCUAUUUUCUUUUUACUAGGAUUACCGGUAAUCCUACAGUUUAGUGCUGGUACCCUUGUGUCUAGCUCAGGUGGAGACUGAUGUUAAGGCUCUCUUUUUAUCUUUCCUUGUUAACCAUUGUUUUUUCCUUAUACUGUAUCUAAGCUUAAUUUUAGGUCUGACCUAGUUCCCAUGCUUUACUUCUCCAUCAGCUCUCAGUAAAACUUUGCAAGUGCAUAUUGAAUUUCUUGUGUAGUUUAGUUUAGUUUCUUUCUUUCUUUUUUUUUUUUGUAGUUUAAUUUCAAACAUAACCUUUUACGGCUUCUGGAAGUACAGUGGGAAUAUAGUGCUAUAAAAUAGGACAGUGACCCGAUAAAGCAUCUGUUUGGACAUUUACCAACAAAAAGAUUUUAGUGAGUUACCUGUUGGAAGACAAUUCUCCAUAGUGUCUUGAAUUUCUACAAAUCUUGUGAGCAGAGGCAGUGACCACCCUUUGUUCAUGUUUUUAAGGAUGUUUGUAGGGUGGACAGCUUUGGAAAAUAGUACCAGGGUAAAGGGGAGGCAUGCUGUCUCUGCCCCUUAUAGAAGAUUCUGGUUCCCCAAACACAGGGUCAGGGAUCAUCUUUAAAUGCUGAUUAGUCUGAUUACAGCUAUUGCUUGUAAUAAGAGCAUUGAUUUAAUUAACAAUAGCUUGAAAUUUUUUUCCCCUCUAUCACCAGCCUUUGGUUGCUUUGUAAAGAGAGGUUCAUGGGGAUAAAAUAAGAUGUCUUCAAUUUUUUUCUUUAAAAAAGUAUAAUUUUUUACAGAAAUAGACUCAAGAGUCACAGAACAACCUCGUGCGGGGUGGGGAAGAAUGAGGGGAAGGGAUAGGGAGUUUGGGAUGGACAGGUAUACACUGCUGUAUUUAAAAUGGAUAACCUACUGUACAGCACAGGGAACUCUGCUCAGUGUUAUGUGGAAGCCUGGAUGGGAGGGAGUUUGGGGGAGAAUGGACACAUGUAUAUGUAUGGCUGAGUCCCUCUACUCUCCACCUGAAACCAGCACAGCAUUGUUAAUCAGCACAGCAUUUUUAAUCAGCUGUAUUCCAAUAGAAAAUAAGUAAGUUUAAAAAAAAAAAGCUUUAAAAAAAAAGUCUUAGUACUCUUUGUAGUUCUUCAUUCAGUUUGAUUUGGUAGUUUGUCUUUUUUGUGGGUAAUGACUAAGAAUGAAAGAUAGUGUGUGUGUGCUAAGGGCUACUAUUAUAGGAGUAAGUUAGUUUGUCUUCCCUGCUGAUUAGUUCUGCACAUGAUCACAUAUUCUAGUGAAGAUUCAAAACUAUUCUGUUGCACAGGUAAAUCUGGGUAAUUCUGGUAGAUGUGGAUGUUAUUCUAGCUACCAAAUACUGAUUUAGAAAGAAAACAUUGUAAAUUUUUUGUCUGCUAGAGUUUUAAUUGGUCUUUAUUCUCUUUCUUCCCUCUCCCUUUCCCCCAGGAUUUAAGAGGGGUGCAGAUCCUGGAAUGCCUGAA